UUACAAUCACUCACUUCACUAUACACACUCACAUUCUUGCUACUGCCAGCAUCAUGGCUUUUCCUCCAAAAUUCAUUUCAUUUCUCUUCAUCCUAACCCUUUUCUUUAUGCAAAUUUAUGCUAGAGAGAGCCAAUUCUUCAGCAAAGUCUCUCCCACCACCACCACCACCGCCACAACCACCGUGAAUCCAGCCACCACCACCAUCCCCACCACCGCCACUAAAGAGGAAGAAAACUUGAACAAGCAAGAACAAGAGCCAACUUUCAUGCCGGAAACUCAAAAUGGUUAUGGCUUAUACGGCCAAGAAUCCACCCAGACAGAGUUUCCGACCACCACUAAAUUGGGAAAUGCACCGUACUCUGCCGCCAACCCCGCCACUUACAUCCCUUACAAGACCCCGACCCAAACCCCAUACCAAAACCAAGAAACUUACGAUACUAAUUACGCUAACACCAACAACAAUCAGUACUACAGCAACAACAAUGCACAGAAUUUUGGUGAAACUAGCCAUCAAGAAAAUAGCUACACUCCGAUGACCAACGGCCGUCAAGAAAAUAGCUACACUCCGAUGACCAACGGCCGUCAAGAAAACAGCUACACUCCGAUGAGCAACAGCCGUCAAGAAAGCAACUAUUACAGCAAUACAGGGAGACAAGGCAUGAGUGAUACGAGGUUCGUGGAGAAUGGAAAAUACUACUAUGAUGUAAACAGUGAGAAUAAUUAUAACCCUAAUAAUCAGAACCAGAACUCGAGACCCAAUUAUUAUGAUACACGUGCUUCUUACAACACCAAUGAGAAUCAGAACGAGAAUACCUACGAGUAUAAAAACUCCAUGGAUAACUUUCAGAACCAGGAUGAGUUCCAAGAUGAGCAGUUUGAUCCUUGAGCUUUUAAAAAAUUGUGAUCCGAAGUUCUGUGUGAUCAUAUUACCAAUUAUUGGGUGGUAUUAUUAGAUAUACUUAAGUUAUGUCUUAGUGGGAAAUAUUUUCAAAAAAAUACUUAAAUUUGAUUUAUUGUGGUGCUUAAUUUUGUUAUUAUUAUGUGAUCUUUUUAUUUC
Molecule: messenger RNA, 1058 nt
Organism: Mercurialis annua (annual mercury)
Lineage: Eukaryota; Viridiplantae; Streptophyta; Magnoliopsida; Malpighiales; Euphorbiaceae
Product: protein E6-like
Exons: 1
Coding region: 54-887 (277 amino acids)
Source: RefSeq, a predicted model, not a curated record